GCCUGCGGCUGUUCCGCGUCCCGGGCCGCCGGUCACGUGCUGCGGGGCGGGCGGGGUAUAUAGCCCGGUCCCCCGCGCCCGCACUUUGAACGCCGCGCGGGACUUGCUGGACUUUGUGCUCUGCGCUACUGUGGGUUGAUUUCUUUUGCCAAGAAGAAAAAUGGCAUCUGUUGCAGUUGCUCCACAACUGAGUGUGGUGACUCGGGUAGUCAACCUGCCCUUGGUGAGCUCCACGUAUGACCUCGUCUCCUCGGCUUAUAGCAGUACAAAGGAUCAGUAUCCGUGCCUGAAGUCUGUGUGCGAGAUGGCAGAGAAGGGUGUGAAGACCAUCACCUCCGUGGCUGUGAUGAGUGCUCUGCCCAUCAUCCAGAAGCUAGAGCCACAGAUUGCGGUUGCCAAUACCUACGCUUGUAAGGGGCUAGACAGGAUUGAGGAGAAACUGCCUAUUCUGAAUCGGCCAACAAACCAGGUUGUUGCCAGUGCCAGAGGCGCUAUGACCGGGGCCAAAGAUGCUGUGACAACUACUGUGACUGGGGCCAAGGAUUCCGUGGCCAGCACCAUCACUGGGGUGAUGGACAAGACCAAAGGAGCGGUGACUGGCAGUGUGGAGAAGACCAAGUCUGUGGUCAAUGGCAGCAUUAACACAGUCUUGGGAAGUCGGGUGAUGCAGCUGGUGAGCAGUGGAGUAGAAAAUGCGCUCACCAAAUCAGAGUUGCUGGUGGACCAGUACCUCCCUCUCACUGAGAAAGAACUAGAAAAAGAAGCAAAAAAAGUUGAAGGGUUUGAUACUGUUCAGAAGCCAAGUUAUUACGUUAGACUGGGAUCCCUGUCUACCAAGCUCCGCUCACGUGCCUACCAGCAGGCUCUCGGCAGGGUGAAAGAAGCCAAGCAAAAAAGCCAAGAGACCAUUUCUCAGCUCCAUUCCACUGUUAAUCUGAUCGAAUUUGCCAGGAAGAACGUGCAUAGUGCCAACCAGAAAAUUCAAGGUGCUCAGGAUAAGUUCCACCUCUCUUGGGUGGAGUGGAAGAGGAGCAUUGGCUAUGAUGAUACGGACGAGUCUCACUGUGCUGAGCAUAUUGAGUCACGUACUCUUGCUAUUGCCCGCAACCUGACUCAGCAGCUCCAGACCACGUGCCACACCCUGCUGUCCAGUAUCCAGGGGUUACCACAGAACGUCCAAGAUCAGGCCAGUCACCUGGGGGUGAUGGCCAGUGACAUCUACUCAGGGUUCCGCCAUGCUUCCUCCUUCAGGGAAGUGUCGGACGGCCUCCUCACUUCCAGCAAGGGGCAGCUGCAGAAAAUGAAGGAGUCUUUAGAUGAUGUGAUGGAUUAUCUUGUUAACAACACGCCUCUCAACUGGCUGGUAGGUCCCUUUUAUCCUCAGCUGACCGAGUCUCAGAACGCUCAGGACCAAGGUGCACAGGAGGCCACGAGCAGUCAGGAGGCCCAGCAGCCUGAGCCCAGAACACAUUAACACUGUCCUUGUCACCAGUACGGGGUGCAGCCAGCCAGACGAGAUGUUCUGGGAUGUUGAAAUUAGCCUGAUAGACAACUCUGAACUGGGGGAGCAGCUAGCUAGAGCAAAGGUCCUCACUUGUGGUUACUUCUAACUGGAUUAAGAGCUUUACAGUGUUUGGCGUUAGAAGAGUUUUGUUGUUUACCUGGCUGGUAAGAAAAGAAUGAUGGGUUGGUCAGAGCCUAGCCAGGACUCCCAGAAAGUUUCCCUGCAUUUCUGGUCUCUUCCAUUGUUACUGCCGUUGCUAUUUGUAUUAAAUAAAAGCACCUUCAUGUGGUGGUGUGGGGUGGUGUCUGCUCCGGUCUGGUCUGAGCAGGCUUCCCCUCACUGGUUUGUCUCAAAAUGCACACCUGUACAACUUUUUGUUUGUUUGUUUGUUUUUAUUUUUCAUGAAGGCAGGCACACUAUGAGUUCAAUAAAAUUCACUGCAGAAUAGAUCAACUUUAUGCUGUGUGUUCCAUGUGCUUUUGUGUGUUGCUUUCAUAGAGCUGCUUGGCCUGCAUGACGGUUAUUAAUACACAUACGUGCAUUCCAGUCGGCCCUCUGGGGAAUUCGCCAGUGCAGUAACAUUGGAGGGCUAGUGCUAAGAAGGCCGUGUUUGAUAGCAGGGUUUUUUUUUUUUUUCUUUCUUUUAAGAUUUUAUUUAUUUGACAUGGGGGGAGAGCAAGCACAAGCAGGGGGAGCUGCAGGCAGAGGGAGAAGCAGGCUCCCUGCUGAGCAAGGAGCCCGAGGGGGUCGAUCUCAGGACCCCGGGAUCAUGCCCGGAGCCAAAGGCCGUCGCUCAACUGAGCCACCCAGGUGCCCGAUAACAGGUUUUCAACAAAAUAAAGCUAAAGUGCGUCUAGGAAUUGUUACGAGGUGAUAGUCACUGUCUUUAUCUACCCAUUUAAAAAAAAAAUUUUUUUUAGAUUCUGUUAGCAGGAAUGGGGUGAGGGGCAGAGGGAGAAGCAGACUCCCAGCUGAGAAGGAGCUGGGCUCAAUCCGGGGACUCUGGCAUCAUGGCCUGAGCCACCUAGGUGCCCUUUUUAUCUCUCCAUCUACUUGACCCCUGGGGGGAGGGGUGGUUAAGCCUCUAGAAGGCUUCUCAGGCUGUCUGCCUUGCUGGAAAGGAAUCAAAACUGAAAGGAAGCAAGUGAGUGACUCCUGGCAUUGGUUUCCUGCAAAGGCAGCAGGCAUUUCUUGCGAAAGUGCUAUUGAAGAUGUGAGUCCUGAACUGAGACUGUUCAGUGUCCAUGCUCAGCCUGGUUGGACUUGCUCUGUUUUCACUUUGGGAGAAAGUCACUCUACUUGGUGACAUACCUUUAGAAGACCAGGCGAGAGUAAUUACACUUUGGACCCUCUGUAGGAAAAGCUGCUUACUUCCUCCCUAGGGUGUUCAGACUUGCAGCCCCUCAGUGUUGGUCAAUUUGGGAGGAAAUCUCAUGAAUCUCCUUAAAGCGGCAGUAUGCCAAACUUUCAAAAACAACUUACAACUUGUGAAAUAGAGCUACAUGCCUCUGCCUGUUCUGCGAAAUAAGGUUAGUAAGGCUGCCCUUCGGCAGAACUGAAGUCCAAGAUUUGUCUCCCCUUUUCUACCCUUGUUCCCCCCUUCUCAAGAAAAGGAGGCAGCAUAUAACUGCAUGCACCUUUGACAUGAGACCUGUCAAAGCUUACAAAGAUACAGAACUAAAUUUUUCCCCUUGAGGUAACUCGGGAAUCAGCAAACAGGUGAGCUGAAUUGGAAGGGACGGACUCACUGAGAUGCUUGAAUCCAAGGGACAUUUGGUUUCUGGGGUGGGGGACCGCCACAAUUCAUGGGCUUCCAGGAUGGAACCUACCCAUUCACAUGCCUGUCUGCUCCCAGUAACGCAUUUUCUAGAGCAACUGCCUCAAAACUUUUUUACUAUUCCUUAAAUCUAUUUUUUUUUAAUUUUCAUUUUUUUUUAACCUCUUAAUCUAAAUUGGACAUGACCUUGCCCCUCUGCCUCAAAAUUCCAAGGCUCCUAUCUUGUGGUUAUUCUAAUUGGUUGGAAAAUUACAUUCCCUAGCGUACACACACUUUCUUAAUCCUGAACAAACUUCUGUUUCCCCAUUGUAAAAGUUGUAGUGCCAGCUGGAUUGCUCAAGAAGAUGAGACAGUCCUCAAAUUAUUCUUUGUGAGCCAGACAGAAUAUAAAGACUACUUUUAGCUUCCAGAAGAGUGCCACUAGCCCUCAUUUUUUGCCACGAACUAUGUACACUUGUGGUUUCAUCUGUCCUUGUGUCUUGAGUUUGUGCCUACGUGCAUUCCAUUCUGUUGUCAACAUGUCUCAAAAUGUGUACUUGCUUCUUAACAGCUUUAUUGUUGCGUUAAACUGGCAGUUUUGGUUUAACAGACUUUUCCCCAAGUAGGACAAUUCUUGUGAGGAAAAGCUGACUAAGCACAGUAACUUUGGAAGAUUUUUAAACGUUUGGCUGCAUGAAGGCUGGCAUGGCAUGCUUGAGGCUUCAAAGGUGUUUUUUUUCUUUGCAUGUAAUAAUAAUACGGACUCUUUUUGGUUCUGGGUAAAAAAAAAUCAAAAGUACAGGGUGUACUAGGCAUUAAGCCCUUAGCCUUAGUUUUCUCACCUAUAAUGUACAAUUUGUGAUGCUUUCACAGAUGGAAGUGAAGUGUUUGAGGAUGGGGUGUCUUUCUGUUUUGCACUAGAGGCCUGGGGACACCAUCUGUGGGGCUGUGACUUACAGUAUCUUUAACUUGCCGGUCCAGGUGUAAGUACAUGAUACCAGGUCAUGAUUAGGGAAAUACAUCCACAUUGAUAAGGCAUUGUAGAUACUGAAAACUGGAAUUCGGUCUAUCUGAGCUAACCCAUCUAUCUAUCUAUCUAUCUAUCUAUCUAUCUAUCUAUCUAUCUAUGAUUUUAUUUA
Molecule: messenger RNA, 4399 nt
Organism: Ailuropoda melanoleuca (giant panda)
Lineage: Eukaryota; Metazoa; Chordata; Mammalia; Carnivora; Ursidae
Gene: PLIN2
Product: perilipin 2
Exons: 8
Coding region: 161-1474 (437 amino acids)
Biological process (GO): lipid storage; positive regulation of triglyceride storage
Cellular component (GO): cytosol; lipid droplet
Source: RefSeq, a predicted model, not a curated record